AUGUCUCUAGAUAGGUCAUUACGAAAGAAAAUGGAAGAUAAAGCUCGAUCAAAUCCAACAUUUGAACAAGAAGCAAGAGAUUGGAUUGAGCAAGUAAUUGGAGAAAAACUUGAUCCUGAGAAGAAUUUAAUUGAUAAUUUGCAUGAUGGAGUUGUCCUAUGCAGAAUUGCAAACGCUAUAGGGCCCCAUCAGGUACGCUACAAGGCUUCUGACAUGCCGUUUGUUAAGAUGGAAAAUAUUGCUGCAUUUCUUGAUUUUGUCCAGAAACUAGGGGUCCCUAACUAUGACCUGUUUCAGACCAUCGACUUAUAUGAACGGAAAAAUCCAUACCAAGUUAUUCAGUGUAUUCACUCUCUCUCCCGCUAUGCAGUUCAAAAUGUUGGUUUUCAUGUUCCUGCACUUGGUCCAAAGCUCGCUACUACUAGAAAAAUCAAUUUUACAGAAGAGCAGCUUAACAAAGCAAAAAAUAUGACUAAUCCCUUUCAAUAUGGCUAUGUUGCUGGCCUAAGUAUAUUUUGUUCUGUCUUGUAUUCUUAA
Molecule: messenger RNA, 537 nt
Organism: Pneumocystis jirovecii RU7
Lineage: Eukaryota; Fungi; Ascomycota; Pneumocystomycetes; Pneumocystales; Pneumocystaceae
Exons: 4
Coding region: 1-537 (178 amino acids)
Molecular function (GO): protein binding
Source: RefSeq, a predicted model, not a curated record